AUAUAUGCCACCCAAAAAGGAGGAGAGAAAACCGUUGGAGCCCAUUUUCCAAGAAAUCCCAUUGUUUUAUGAAUACAUUGAUUAUUCAAAUGAGUAGAUGGAGUAAUUAAAUGAGUAUUUGAAUUACUUCAAACCAGAAUUGGGUGCUAUGAUGAAAAAUAACAUUUUUGAUAAUAUGGAACUACUAUGUCAAACCAUAAGGAUAGCUAUACAUCCUUCAUUUAUUAAACCAAAUUAAAUCAUUGAUUUGAACGAUUUUGAUGAAAACACAAAAUUUAGAAACCCUGAAGAAUUCGAUGGAGAUUUAAUACCCUAAAUGAUUUAAAUACAUUCUGUAAUUUUGAUAUUUUAUUAUAACAUAGAUAAAAAUCGAUCUUUACACAUUAAAAUUAUUGGAUUAUUGUGCUGGUAUAAGCGGAUUGACAACAAUCAAAUUAUCAAAUAACGGUUUGACGUCUCGAUAAUAUCAAUAUCUAGCAGCAAUAAUAAACAAUCCUGAAAACAAAAUAAAAAAGCUGUUUAUCGAUUGGUAGGAAGUUGAUGAAAGCUUUUUGUAACAAGUGUAAUAAAUCGAGUUUUUAACAUUAAGAACUUGUUAACUAAGUAUAACUUAGAUCUUAGCAUUUAGCAAAUAAGCAAAUAUAAUCUUUAACUUUGGAUGUCUAGAAUCUGAAAUGCUUAGAUCUUUAUGAUAAUAGAUUAUCAAGAGAAGCCUUAAAUUUGAUAGGAAAAAUGUUAGGUUAAAAUAGUUCAUUGGAAUUUCUUGGUCUAGCUAAAAAUGGAAUUCAAUCUUUCGAUGAUUUAGAAGGAAUAACUGAGAACAUUGGUAGAUUUCAAAUGAGUCAAGAAGAAUAAGAGGAGUAUAAGGCUAAAGAAAAGGAGAGGGAUGCAAUAAUUGAAAGAAAUAAGAAAGUGAAGAAAAAGGGAACAGAAGAAUUGGUGCCAUUCUUAGAACCAAUCCAAAAAAUAGAUAACAACUGGUAUCUUGUAAAGAAUUCAAAAUUGUGGUUGAUAAACCUAUCGAUGAAUUAGAUUGAUGAUUAAUCCAGAGAUGCGAUUGAAAAGUUCUUAUUAUAAACAGACGAAAACUUCUAAUUAGUCUUGAUGAAUAAUAGAUUUGAUAAUCAGAAGGCUUUGCAGAAAAGCAAAAAGAAGUUUGGAAAGAAAUUAGUAUUAUGA
Molecule: messenger RNA, 1179 nt
Organism: Paramecium octaurelia
Lineage: Eukaryota; Ciliophora; Oligohymenophorea; Peniculida; Parameciidae
Source: the annotation of a GenBank genome assembly